Molecule: messenger RNA, 633 nt
Organism: Ctenocephalides felis (cat flea)
Lineage: Eukaryota; Metazoa; Arthropoda; Insecta; Siphonaptera; Pulicidae
Product: small integral membrane protein 8-like
Exons: 3
Coding region: 152-418 (88 amino acids)
Source: RefSeq, a predicted model, not a curated record
UUUGUGAUGCCAAUAUUAUUUUGAUUAAAACUGUACAGACACACUGUUAUUCUCAGAGCUAUAUAAAAUAAAUUUUAAUAUUUUUAAUUCAAUGUAAUACAUCAAAGUAAUAUGAUAGUAAAACCAAAAAUUGCAAGUAUAUCAUUCAAUAAUGUCUAAAGAACUUCCCAAUCGAGAACCUUUGCCCGGUGAAGGGUUACGUUCACUGAGAACAACUGGUAUAUUUCGGGCUGUAAACUUUGAACUAUAUGCAAAACCUAAUAUGUUUAUAAUGGGUAUUGGAUUAGUUGGAAUCACUAUUAGCUUGGGUUAUAUUGCUUACAUGCGAUCAAAAUAUGAAGGAAUGGGAUAUUACUCAGCAGUUAAAGAAGAUGGAACUGAAAUUUUCACUAAGAAAAAAUCAAAAUGGGAUCAUUAAUGUAAAUUAAAUUUAAUAUUAAUUCAUAUAAAUAUUACCAUAUAGAAAUAUAUUGACAUGAAUGAAAAUAAUUCUAAAAAUUGUUAUUGUUCGACAAUGUUAAUAACAUAACUAUUUUAACGAAGGAUUAAGUGUGUAAUAUGCGCCAUCUGUCAACUAACUGGAUAUAAUGAUAAGAGGAUUAAAAAAAUAUAUAUUUUACAAAAAUCCUAGCA